AGUUUCUUUUGGCGUUGAUUGAGCGCGAAUGUUGUGCAAUUAAUUGCGAAUUUUAUCUCUAUUAAAACAAUUAAAAGUGCGAAUUUGUGUCGGGAUUGCCGAUUAAAGUUUCCGGACGUUUUCUGGAACAUAUUAUUCAUUAUUCAGUAUUCAUCAUUAACGCUAUUUCGUCUCUGGCGACCGUAGAUUCAAAUAGGUUAGAAUUCCAGUGAGUAUAGAUUUUGAUGCUACAGACGCGAAAAUUAUUUUCUACGUUUACUCAAGAGGAUCGAACCGCAGUGUAUCUUCCAUUAAAUAUAUCAUGUAAACAUUCAAUUCGUCGAAUCAGAUAAAACAUAGUUGUUGUUGUUUGCAUAUUCGUACCUGAUGACUUCCGCGUGACCGCUAGAACAAUCGUUCGUAUCGCUCGCUCGAAAGCAUAUACAGUGUCGACUAAAAUUAUGUGCGUGGACGCGUUACGGCACAUACGUUUUAUCUCACGUUUACAUUUCGUGUACUGCGGUAAACUCGUUACGUAAAUCUGUGAUUUGUAAAAGUAAAGUGCGCGAGUUAACCUUUGUUCGAUCGUAAUAGUGAGUGUGACAGCAUAAAUCUAAAUUUCUGGUAUUCAUCGAUUCUUCGACGGAGCUGAUGCGAUGCAGUCUAAAGCGGAAUCUCCAGCAGAAUCUGAAGCAAACUACAAUAUCAUAGUUGGUAUAGCUGUGAAAACAUAUUCAGCUAAAGUACAACGACUGGUAUUGCAUACAAGAGCUGGAGACAACUGACAAAGAUAAUUUCUUUGAGGAUAUCACUCUUUCCUGGUCAUUCUCUGGAAAUUACAGCGAAGGAGGUAACCUAUCAUUAGAAAAUAGCCCGAAUAUGAAGAUAUUAAAACAUAUACCAGCCAAUAAUAGAAGUUCAACACACACACAUACAAUCUUCGAUAAUUGCCAAAUUUAUCUCAAUUUGGGCUGUAACAUUGUAAAUGUAGAAAAAAAUUUGAUUAAUGAACACAACAAAUUUUACUCAAAAUCAGAAUUUAAUCAUCAAAGCAUUGAGACUUUCGAGAAUUUCUUUUCGGGUAUUAUUUCAGAGUUUUCGGAAAAAUUAGUGCACAGAAUUAAUUUAAGCGGACACACUGAAACUAAUUUCUACGUAGAUGCCAAUACAAUUGGGAUUAUAAUCAACAUUUCGGGAAAUCUUACACGUGCAGCUUUCACUAUAUCUUCAAACAGAACGAUGCAAAGGCCAGGAAUAACAAUGUCGUUGGCACAUACGUAUGACAAGAAAGGGGUGGCUAUCGGCGCGCGCAACCUUUCAGGCGGGUGGUGCAUGAAACUAACGGGGGUUACAAAUUCAACGUACAGUUUCGAUGUGGUCGCUUACUUUGAAACAAACGAGACAAGCACGAAGAAUGAAAUUAUCGACAUUAAGUCCACGAAUGAAUAUACAAAUUUCAAUGAAAAAGAAGAAGAAGACAUCAUACUAAAUAAAGCAAACGAAGCAAUAAUUAACAAAACUAGACAAUUCAGUAAAUUAGAAAAAGAGUCUCGUAAAAGCAAUGUCAACACAAAUGAUUUUACACUUUUAAUUAAUCCUGAAAUAAAUAAAAAGUCAAAGUUUGUGUUCGAAAGAUCAGCAGAGAGAGAAAUGAUAAAUCCUCGUCUUCUACAUGGCAAAAUUAAUAAUGAUGAAACAGUCGACUUUUCUGAUAUGUCACUCUCGUCUAAGUCAAUGGAAAACAUAACAAAUUAUUUUAUUUUACAUAACAGGUCUUUAACGAGCUAUGGUGAUUUCAAAAUUUCACAGAAUAUAUUGAGCAACAAGAAAACAGCCCUGGAGAAACAGCAAAAAAUUCAAGCGCGAUCAUCGGAAGUCGCGUCAUUAAACGAAGAUAUUGACACAAAUAUGAAACCAUCCACUUUCUCUAGUGAAACUAUAUUAACGCAAAUGAAGGAUAACGAGAAUCAAGAACUUUCAGCGCUAGAAUUUGCUAAUAACGAACAGUUUUCUGAAAGAAAAAAGAUGCUAUUGGAAAUAUCGGCAAACAGUAACUUGAUUGUUGUCCCCCCUUCCCAGUCGCCAGGAAUACGUCACAGAGUAACUUUCGAUUUACUCAACAGUUGUAUUCUUCCCGUCAAAUAUGCUAUUCGAGCGAAAAGUUCACCACUUCGAAUCUAUGCUAUUCAACCGAUAUUCAUGUGGCUGUAUCCAGGACAAAAAGGUCAUGUAGCUGUCGAUAUCCUCGUACCAUUCGGAACUCAAGACUUAGUUAACACGCUAUCACUAUCUAUCGAUGGUACGGAAAUAUCGGAAAAAACAGCAUACAUUUAUGUUCGAAACUCGUUUUCCAAGAGCAUUGAUGAUGUAAAACCAACAAUUGAAUAUUCAUUUAAUAGUAACUGCGCUGGUAAAUUGGACAAAAGUCGCUGCGAUAAGACUCUUUGGAGUGCUGAUAUCAUCGUUGAAGAUUACGAUUCAGGUUUAAAACGUGUACUAUCGAGUCCAAAUGAAAUAUAUCCACGCAGUACUUUUAUAAGUGGCACUAAAGAACGCAUAUCAUUUACAUAUUGGUCAACAUGUUGCUCUCCCACCGCUAAAAUUACAGCAAUUGACGUUUUUGAUAAUCGAUAUUCUCGUACUAUUGAUGUAACAGCAUGGGACAAUCUAUCACAAGGAGAGAUAGCAGCAAUCACGCUUGGUGCAUUACUUCUUCUUAUUCUUUUGAUACUGCUCAUUGUUGCUAUUGUAUAUUGCGUUCGUAGAAGAAGUAGUCAUGAAUUACCAAGAUAUAGCUCCAGACAACCUAUUCGAUCUGAGAGAACAAGUUUCUAACAACACACUUGUCAAACAUCAGCUAUAUACAUCAUUGAAAAUAGCAGAAUAAACUUCCAAUAAUAUUCUACAUAUAUGUCAAAAUAUGUCAGAAAGAGAGUACAUAUAGCAAAGCAUUUAAUAAAUUUCUGUAUAAAAGUUAGUUUAAUAUUAACUCUAUAUCAGUUGUGCUUGUAUGUCGGAUUAACACUGGCAUUUAUUUUACUACCACCAUAUAGAAAAGUUUAGAAUUUAUAAAAUAUAUAUUUCUCAUUUUUAUGUAAAACUCAU
Molecule: messenger RNA, 3084 nt
Organism: Linepithema humile (Argentine ant)
Lineage: Eukaryota; Metazoa; Arthropoda; Insecta; Hymenoptera; Formicidae
Source: RefSeq, a predicted model, not a curated record